This is a messenger RNA of Cynara cardunculus var. scolymus (artichoke), 1438 nucleotides long. RefSeq names its product 50S ribosomal protein L16, chloroplastic-like. The coding region runs from base 439 to 1170 and encodes 243 amino acids. Gene Ontology annotation, cellular component: mitochondrial large ribosomal subunit; ribosome. Gene Ontology annotation, biological process: mitochondrial translation. The transcript has a single exon. The record is from RefSeq and is a predicted model, not a curated record. Gene Ontology annotation, molecular function: structural constituent of ribosome; rRNA binding. NCBI's taxonomy places the organism in Eukaryota, Viridiplantae, Streptophyta, Magnoliopsida, Asterales, Asteraceae.
UCAAUUUUUAACAAACCACAGUAGGGAAAAACCCGACUCGUCCGAAAUUUGAACUCGAGUCGAAAAUAAAGUGUUUAUGUAAAACAUGAAUGCUUCGAAAACCGACUUUUUGGGGGAAAAUUUGGGGGUUAGGUUUGAUUUUUGGCCACGAGAUAUGUCCGAACCCGAAAUAUACACACAUAUAUAUUAUAAAUAUUAUAUAACUCGAACUCGACCGACUUCAAUCCGAAACCUGACCAAGCCAGAACUCGGAGUAAUACAAAACCGAAAACCCAAAAUUUAGGGCUUGAUUUCCAUAUCCGAAAUCUGGUCGGAUUUUGGAUUUGCCCACCUGACCCGUCCGUACCGCCCGAUGCGCACCGCUAAACCACAGGGACUAAAAUAGCAAUUUUUAAAAUCACAGGGGCAAAAAACGUAAUUUACUCUAACAGCUUAUUGAUGCAGAUCCUUUUUGAUAACAAAUCUCAAACCCUAGCUUCCAUCUUCACAGCUAUGGCGAUGGCAAUGGCCGCAAAGAUCGCAAGAUCAUUUCUAACCCUCCGCUCUUCAUCUUCCAUCACAAAACCCUCUCCUCUAUCAUUUCCGUCGGAAUCAUCUCUCUCCCACUCUCUUUCCGCCGCUAAUCUGAACCGAUCGGCAGGUCCAUAUUCGCCGAUCAACUCCCGCUUCAACUCGAUUCCGCCAUUGUUUCGUGGACUUGAUGUUUCCUUCCGGUUCUACAGUACCGCUGUUCAAAUUCAACGAAUGAGGUUCCCUAAAUUCAGAAAAGGAAGAAUCGAAGGAAUUCGUGAUGGAGGUAACGAGAUUUGUUUCGGUAAAUACGCUCUUCAGGCACUUGAACCCGCUCGGAUCACAUCUAAACAGCUCGAAGCUGGUCGAAGAGCAUUGCAACUGAAUGUACGUCGCGGCGGCAAAGGAGGUAAGGUUUGGGUUCGUAUUUUUCCAUAUAAAUCUGUGACUGCGAAACCUGCUGAAGUACGAAUGGGUAGAGGGAAAGGAUCAAUUUCACAUUGGGUAGCACCUGUUCAAUCAGGUCAAAUCCUGUAUGAAAUGGGAGGAGUAACAGAAAGUUUGGCCAAAAGAGCCAUACAAAUUGCAGGUUCUAAGUUGCCUAUUCGAACUAGAUCCAUAAUUCGGGAUGCAAAAACUAGAGAAAUUGGCAUUCGAUGAAUAGGGUUUUUGAUGAUCUUAGAAUCUAAAGGUUCCUUCCAUGUUUAGUUUUGUUUUUCUGUAUCAUCUGAGACUAAAUCUUUUAGGAAUUUGAAGUUUUCUUUUUGGAGUAAUUGCUGUCACCCAUUUGCUAAUAAUCAUGUUAUAUCCAACCAUGCUUGAAUAGUAACACAACAUGAAGUUCUUGUGGACUUAAAUUGGUUCAACAGUUUUGUGAAUGAUGAUUAUGAAAUUUUAAUUUAAAGUUGAAGGAAGUUAUUGCUUUUCU